Zymoseptoria tritici IPO323 is the source of this 1161-nucleotide messenger RNA. RefSeq lists its product as uncharacterized. The annotation marks the transcript as partial. Lineage: Eukaryota; Fungi; Ascomycota; Dothideomycetes; Mycosphaerellales; Mycosphaerellaceae. Gene Ontology annotation, biological process: oxalate metabolic process. The transcript has 10 exons. The record is from RefSeq and is a predicted model, not a curated record.
GGAGGGUUCUCCGAUGGCAACCCAAUCAGUUCUACCGGCAAAGGUGGACCAUUGUCAGGCGGUACCAACCGACAAAUCGACCUCCAAAGCCCAUCAAACCUCGGACAGGAAACUACCGAUGCAGGCAACGUCCCCAAUCUCAAGUGGCGCUUUUCCGAUUCCAAGACUCGUCUUCUAAGUGGCGGCUGGGUUCGUCAACAAUUGAUCACCGACUUGCCUUCCUCCAAGGACAUAUUCGGCGCCCAGCAGCAUCUUAAGAAAGGAGCCGUGCGAGAGUUGCAUUGGCACAAAGUCGCCGAAUGGGGCUAUGUCUACGCAGGCCGCGUCGCCGUCUCCGCCGUCGAUGAAAAUGGAAAGAACCAGUACGAUGUCCUCGAGAAGGGAGAUGUGUGGUACUUCCCCAAGGGAGCGGCCCACGGCGUCGAAGGGCUGGACGAUGAUAAUGAGUUCCUCUUGGUGUUUGACGAGGGCGACUUCGAAGCUCCCGGCACCACAUUCAAUGUUGAUGACUGGAUUACUCACACUCCUCGUGACAUUUUGGCCCGCAGCCUGGGCGUCAAUGAGUCCGAACUGGCGGGCCUUCAACAAACUCCCUACAUUGUCGCAGCGACAAACUCCAGCGACGGAGCUCGUGGCGAAGGCAUCGACCACCCCUAUGGCAAUUUGGCCGAUGGCAAUGGGUCGUAUGUCAAGCACAGCAAAGAUGUGGCGCCGAUCGUUGCUCCCGGCGGUGGUGGCACCAUUCAGAUCUUCGAUUCUCGCAGUUUCCCGAUCUCGAAGACUUUGGCCACCAGUGUUGUGACACUCAAGCCCGGUGCUCUGAGAGAAUUGCAUUGGCAUCCCACAGCUGAGGAAUGGGUUUACUUCGUAUCAGGCCAAGGUCGUGCAACCAUCUUCGCCGGCAACGCGAGAUCGAGAACCUUCGACUUUUCCGCAGGCGAUACUGCCGUUUUCCCCGAUAACUCAGGCCACUACGUCGAGAACACCUCCCAGACUGAGGACUUGGUGUGGAUCGAGGUUUUCAAGGCCGACAGAGUUGCCGACAUCAGUCUGACACAAUGGCUUGCCCUCACUCCCGCACCAUAUGUGGCACAGGUGCUGAAUGUUUCCGUGGCAACGGUGAAGAAGCUGAAGAAGGAGAAGCAGCUUAUUCUCGCUUGA